Molecule: messenger RNA, 7414 nt
Organism: Acanthochromis polyacanthus (spiny chromis)
Lineage: Eukaryota; Metazoa; Chordata; Actinopteri; Pomacentridae
Gene: st6gal1
Product: ST6 beta-galactosamide alpha-2,6-sialyltranferase 1
Exons: 9
Coding region: 373-1872 (499 amino acids)
Molecular function (GO): sialyltransferase activity
Source: RefSeq, a predicted model, not a curated record
GCCGCGUCGUUCUUCUCGCCGCACGCUUGACGCUUUGUGCCGCAGCGGCAGCAGCAGCAGCGGGAGCGCGGUGACACCGACACACGGACGGAAAGAGGCGGGAGAAGACGCAGCAGGGCUCCCAGUCGGACCUCAUCUCCAAAUGCCACCGGACACCGACGGAGGCCUCGGACCGGACGGACGGACAGCGGGACCGCGACGCACGGGGCUCACCGGGAACAUGGCGGCGGAGACGACGAGCUGCUCGGAGCGUCGAUAAAUCAGCGGAACGACGCGGCCGGCGGCGGCGGAGCAUCACUUAGCGCAGAGGCGAUGAGGGGAAACCUGAAGACAGCAGCCGGUUUCUGAGCAACGACGACGCCGGUGAACACCAUGGCCUACAAGAUCCCCGGGGCGGCGAUGGACCGGGUCAGCCUGCUGUGGCGUCUGAGGCGUCGGGCUCGCCGCGGAGCGCUCUGCAUGGCCUUCUUCUGCGUCUCCAUGGCGCUGCUGUACGCUCUCUGUGCUGAGAACAGCGUGCCCGUCACCGACGCCAUCUUCGGCAUCCGGGCUCGAACCCGAGCUCAACCUCGUGCACAUUCAGUCAUCAAGGUGCUGAGAGGCGGAGCCAAGCCCAUGUACAUCGACCCUCAGAAGCUCCCAGGUGUCGUCCCAGGUGACCCUCACCGUCCAAUCCCCGUCCUCUCCUCUCCGAACCACACCCACAACCUCGUGGAGUCGCCGUCGAAGCGGAGAUCAAAGGAGCGUGAGCCCUCCGGCUUCUUCUCUCGGCUGCUGCCGCGGCCCUUCACACGAGCGCUGGAGACCCUGUUUGGAGGCCGACGGAGGGGGGAGCUGAGCGGCAGGGGCGGGGACGCCGAGUUCUUCGGGCCUCACGGGCUUUUGGGGGAGGUGUGGGACGACGAGAUGUCCAGCAGCAUGCUGGGAAGCCGACUGAGGAAGGUGGUGCAGAACUACCAGGCGAUGAAUAAAUACGGAGUCCAGUUGUCGGGCCCUGGCGGCGUCUCCAGCCGGCCAAAACUGAGCGGUCCCGAGCUUCUCUGCCAGCUCAAGGACAACGUGGAGGUCACGACUCUGACCUCCGACCUCCAGCCCUUCUCGGCGCUGCCCUGGGCCGCACAGCUGCCGCCGAAGCCGCUGACCUCCGAGCUCGGGCCGUACAAGAGCUGCGCCGUGGUGUCGUCAGCCGGGUCGCUGCGCUACUCCGGACUGGGCAAAGAGAUCGACUCUCAUGACGCCGUGCUGCGCUUCAACGCCGCCCCAACCACCGGCUACGAGAAGGACGUCGGCUCUAAAACCACCAUUCGCCUCAUCAACUCGCAGGUGAUGGCGUCAGAUGACCACCGCUUCUUGUCCAGCUCUCUGUACAGCUCAGGUGUUCUGGUGGCCUGGGACCCCGCCCCCUUCUCUGCUGACCUCACACAGUGGUACAACCGGACAGAUUACCCCAUCUUCACCCAGUACCAGCGGUACCGGAGGCUUCACCCUCUGCAGCCUUUCUACAUCCUGCAUCCUCGCUUCGAGUGGCAGGUCUGGCAGCGGAUUCAAGACAACAUGGCUGAGCCCAUCCAGAAGAACCCGCCGUCCUCCGGCCUGCUCGGCACCGUGCUGAUGAUGUCGCUGUGUGAGGUGGUGCACGUCUACGAGUUCCUGCCGUCGCGGAGGAAGACGGAGCUCUGCCAUUACUACCAGCGUUUCUACGACGCCGCCUGCACGCUGGGCGCCUACCACCCGCUGCUGUACGAGAAGAACCUGGUCAAGCGCAUGAACCAGGGCUCCAACCGCGACAUCUACACUCACGGACGGGUCACGCUGCCCGGGUUCAGCAGCCUGAACUGCACCCAGACGGCCGGAGGAGAACCCGACCACUGACUGGAAGAACAGAAAGCAGAACCCUGCAUGAAGAACGAGGACAGACGCAUGAAAACUUCAUAACCACUGCCGAACCAAAACAAACGCUGUCUAUGAAUAUUACAUGUUGAUCAUACAGGCUGUAAACACAUCAGUUUACCAUCACACACAAACACAAACACGCUCGAGUCCAAUCAGCUGAUCGAUGGGCCAGCCACAUAUCCUUAUGAGGACAUUCCACUUAGAAUUAUUACACGUUAAAGGACCACCACUGUUUUGGAAAGCAACCAAAAGUCGUGUUUACUUAUUAGUACUGCUAAACAUUAGCUGCAGUCCUGAAUUCUUAGGAGUAAAUUUCAGAGCAUUAACAAUCCAACAUUAAAAAAAACCCAAAACAUGAUGUGGUGCAAAAUUAACAGAAAUAUGUUUUUUUCUGAUCAUGUUUUUGAUUGAUGUCGCUAUUCAGGACAAAAAUCUGCUCACCACUUAUAUAGUAAAAUUAUUAGAAUAUUGCUAUUUUAAAUCAAGUGACUCUUUACAGUUUAUAAAUACGUGCUUCCAAUCAAGUUAUCUUAGAGUUUAACAAUUAUCGAUCCAUAGCAAACAAUAUAAGGUCUGAUAUCAGUAUAUAAUGAUUCAUUGCACAUUAACCAAAUAAAACCUAAAUUAUCUGUCAUAGUAAACAGUUUAACUUUAUUUUAAUACUCGAGACUUAACUAAGAAACAUUUUCCGUCACAGUGAACGAGUCAGGUCUUUACAUUUCAACAGUCUGUCUCUUAAAGAGUCCGUAUUCUGCAUAUUUACAGGUUUAUAAUGUUCAAAAACGUGUGGUACUGAUCUCAUACUGUAUUGAAAUGUUCUGAUUAGUCAGCUGGCACCGUGAACUCUGACUAUAGGCCUCUAAAUUGCUGCUUAAACCCCAAAGUUCAGCCAGAAGAGACAUGCAGAAAUCAACAUGCAAAGGUUUCACCCAGUGGCGUUAGUUGCUUGCUUGUACCGUCAAGGACUGAGUUCAAGUUGCACCGAAGCACUAAAGGUGACAUGAUGAUCGUCUGUUACGGGACAAAGCUGAACAACCGAAAGGGAAGAAUGGUCAGUCAAGUCGAUCCAGGAAAGGAUUCAGGAGGGAGAAGGUGGCCCCAGUCAGUCAGGGAAAGCCAAUUAAAGGUUUAGCAAAUGCUAACACUAAAGAGCCACUGAAUACAAGAACGUCUGCACCAAUGUGGCAAAGUAUUGAGGUUGGCGUUCAUGGCAUUCAGUCUUCAAGUCUCCACAACAUCUGAAUGUCCCUCAGCAUCUCAGUUCCAUCAAUGCUAAUGGUACCAUUAGCCACUAUAGCUAAUGUGCUAACACCAAGGAUUUUCCAAUUGCUGUGCAGCAAAUCAUCAAAAAUAGAAGUAAUCCUCUUUAUCUUUAGUUCCUCAGUUUCUGGCAGUACAUAGUAACUCUUGUGUUCACUCCUGCAGCCAACUGCAGCGCGUUUUCUUUGCUUGUCGCUGAAACAUUUUUGAAAUAAAGAAGCAGCGAAGAAAAAAUGUGGGACUAUGAGGCAGAUACUCAUCCUUAGUUUAGCUAGCUGUCAGGCAGGUGUUACGCAAAUAUGAUGACAAAAUUAAGAGAGCAAGCAAAACAUUUACGUUAAAUGGGGCAUUUAAGGUCAUGAACAAGCUUUGUAACUUUGGGUUUUGUAAGUUUGCUUGCAAAAAAAAUAACAGUAACAUUCAAACAGCAGACGAUGGGCUCUUUAAGACUUCCCUGUCCUGUCUGUGGCUACAAGCUCAAAGCCUGUUGGUUCCCACUGAAGACAUAAAUUUUUAAAGCCACUUCAAAAAUAUCUAGUUUCUCUUUUUAAAAGCUGUUCCCUGAUUUCCUUCGUUGUGCAUUUAUUGGGGAAUAUUUCAAAUGUCAGAUUAAUCCACUUUUUUGAACCAAAAAAUCCCUAAACACUAACUGUGAUGCUUUGGUUGUCUCUAAUCUAAAACCUGAUGGGAUACUUUUCUAAAUAUACAUCAGUAAUGCUAAGUAUAUAGACUGUAAUGUGCUAAAUCAGUGGUAUGGUCCUUAAGUUAAUCAAAAAUGUCCUUACACAGGUCUAAAUGCACCUCCGACCAUGCAGACCUGCACAGAGAGGGCUUUUACCUUUGAAAUGUGCAUAAUUUAUUAGUCAUUCUGUCACUUCGAUUUAGAUUUUUACUUUGCAAAGCUGUCGGUUGUAUAAUUUCCCUCUGAGUUCUUCUUUGAGAUGCUUGGCGGUUCCAGAGGGUUUUACUGGUAGAGUCACUGCAGGUACAGAUUUCUAGAAUUUCCAGAUCAGUGGAUCGAUCAAUUCUUCACUGCCAACACAGCUUCCCGGACAUAAUUUUACAGCAUGAAUUUUACGGCCCUAUUUUCAGGGCUCUUUGUUUAGUUAGCUGGAUGUCGAGGCAUAGUCAGAGGAAACUAUAUUUGGCUUUUUGGUCACUUUGAAAUGGAAAUUUGCCAAAAUAGGACGUAAACAUCCUCAGAAUUAAAGUCAAAUCAUAAAAUAUUACAGAUACAUACCAGCAGUCAGCUAGCAGAUUCCCUUCACUUCCACUGUUUGUGCUAAGCUAGGCUAAAUGCGUCCUUGUCCUGACUGUUUCAAUCCAUCUCAUGGUCAGACGGCAGAAGACAAUGAAUGAAUGAAUGUCUCCAUGUGGCACACGCAUCUCCACACCUGUAUAAACACCGUAUUGAACCUAUUUAUCAAAGAAAAUACUGCCUGUGGAUGAGCUGACUUCUAACCCAACAAUAUGUCACUCAAGUAAAUUGAUUUUGUACCAGUAUUGUCUACCCUGUAACAGCCUACUCUCAGUAAUCUUUUUUGUAAUUCUCACGUAGUGUAUAUAUUGUUGACCCGGUAGGACGGUCUUUACUGUGCUUCUGUGGCUCAGUAAUGCAAAACAUAACAGAGUUUUACUUCCAAAAAUAUUCAUUUGUUCAGUUAGAAGAACAAAAACUGUGGUUCAGUGAAACGUGUUUUAUCGAAAUAAGUUUUUCAUUACACUACAUGUUUUGUUUAAUUCAUGACGAAUAGUGGCUAAUGGGGAAGUUUUUACUGCAUUAGCUUCUUCCAGCCUUAAUGCUAAGCUAAGCUAAUUCAGUUACUGCUUCUGGUUUAUAUAAUGAACAAAUACAAGGUUUCAAUCAGUUUAAAAAUUAACAUUUAAGCAAAUUAAGAAACAACAAGCAUUUAUAGUACUGCUACUACCACAAAAAAAGUGUUGUAUGUUUGUUAAGCCAGUCUUGAGUUAGCUAGUAUCAUACUAUUGACAGGUUACACAUUCACUAGCUCAUAUAUGAACAGUUUUAAUAUUUAGACGUAAAGCAACAUAGAAACAAAUGGAAAUGAAGUCUUAUCUCCUCAUAUUUAUCUUUAGCUAGCUGACGUUGCAGAUGUACUUUCAUUGAAAUAUUAAUGCUAACCAAAACCAAGCAAAGUUAGCUUUUGCUGGUGGUGACAAAUAACCAAUGUGUGUACUAAUGUCCAAUCUUGUGGUUGACUAACACAAUAAUAACUAUCUUUCUACAGAAGCUUCACCAUAAAUGCUAACUGAUGCUAAGCGUAUGCUAGCAGAAGUCUUGUGUUAUUAGAAAACAUACAGGGUCACAAUGUUUUCACAAUUAAGAAAAUUCUCAUAUUACAUUUUAAAAACCUGCAAAUUGUUUUUCUCAACCAGCUGCUAGCUUGGCGUGCUAAAUACCAUCACUUAGUGCCAUUUAUUUUAGCACAAUGUUGAUGCUAAUCGCGCUUUCAUCGGUUUCCACUUUGCUGAGACACACAUAAUUUAGCUAAAUUAUUAAACCUUUAUUACCGUGUAACGUGUUCUCUCUAUCUAAAUGCAAAAGUAUUCUUUCUAAUAGUAUGCUGGUGAAGCUAGUAUCAUAAACCUAAAAUUGAGCUGCGUAGCAUUAGCCUAGCUGACUCUUUCACUAGUUAGCUAACUGAUAAUUUCUCCUUGACUCAAAUGUUUCAGGAAUUAAAACUCUGUUUUGCUAAAAUCUUGAUGGUUUCUGUAUUUUCACAGCACACAGUAAAGACGCACCUCUAGAGCACUUUUAUGCUAUUUAUACCGAUGCAUGUGAACCAUCUGUAAAAAUUUUCUCCUGAGUAGUGUAGCGACUGGAGAAUUAAUCUCUGAUAAACAGAGAAAGUAAUCGCAUGGCACUGAUGCAGCUCAUUGUUUUUUCUCCACAAUUGACGUUAAGCCUGUCUUUAGUAGCAUGCAAAUGGACAAAGAGCCUGGUAUUCGUGUGUGCUGCUCCUUGGACGGUGGUUUUGAUGUGUCUCAAAUACUUGAUUUUUCACGCUUUCUAUCAGGACAAACUGCAAAAAGCAACACAGGAGCUCACACUGAAUGUAAACACAGGGAAAUGUUGAGAGUCAGUUUUAUUUUACUUUAAAUAUAUGAUUUAAACCACCUCAAACUGAGACAGUUUCACUAGCGCUAAAUGCAAACAGCUACUCUUGCUAGGCUAGUUAGCAAUUAGCAAGACCAGAUUAUCUGGCGUUUCUCUCUCACUGUAAUCAGAUGUAGCUUCCUUCUUUAUGUGGUAUAUAAAUUUCCAAACUGUUGGAGCAUGAAAUUAUUUUUUCAAACACAGGAAAGUGUGUAAAUUAGCUGUAGCAAAGGCUAUCUCACCAGCUAGCUGUUAUUAGCCACAUUGCAGCCACUGCAGUUGGUUUUUACAUGCUGUUACUUUUUUUUUGUUCACGUCAAUUAUGCAUUUCUAUGGGAUAAAAAUUUUCUACAGUAAGGUAAAUAUAUAGUAAUAUAUAGUAGCUGCUUUUUGAAUAUACACAAUGCUAUCACACUAAGUUUCACAUAAAUCUGAGAAACAAAAUGGCGAUGUUAUUGUUUUUCUAAUUGCUUCUAGUUUUUACCGGAACUUUAUAAUUUAUUGAGGAGGCAAACACUUGAAUAAUUGAUGUCAUUGCAGUUCUGAGGAAAACUAGGAGAAAAUUUUCUCCCUAUGCACUCUUGUCCCAAAUCAGCAUACGUUUUAAAGCCUUCUGACGUUUUAUUAUUUUAGCUUACAGAUGCACUUUUUCCUCUGCUUUGCCUUCAUCCUCUUGGUUUCUAAGAGGGCUGGUUGCUGUUGAGCUGUUAAAUGUGAUUUUGUGUGGUUAAUGUAUUUUCCAUGUCUUUCUUCAUUAGAUUUUCUUUCUUCUGUUCUAAUGGACUCUUGAUACGAGAACAAAAUUGCAAAGAAAACCAGCCGGCAUAGAAGCAUACAAUGACUUUUGUGAGCAUUUCACACUGGCGACGUUGAUUUUUUUCCACCAUCUGUUCCUGUUUUAGUUCAGCUUUCCUUUAAUUAAUUGUGAAAUAUUAAAAAAAAAACUGAAAUGUAAAUACCAAAAAUAUUAAUUGCUUGUACUUAAGUGAAGGAUGGUUGCAAAUAAAAUAAUGUGUUCUUUUUAAAAAUGUUGCUGAAAUCUUGUAAAAUCAUGAUGUUUGGCCUUCUCACUGCGGUCCUGGAUUAGGUUUGAAGGUUCCCACACUGAUUAAAGGAAUCAAAAAGAAACACAACCUUGUUAAC